Messenger RNA from Orbicella faveolata, 2590 nucleotides. Its product is annotated as cation channel sperm-associated auxiliary subunit epsilon-like. Gene Ontology annotation, biological process: sperm capacitation; flagellated sperm motility. Gene Ontology annotation, cellular component: CatSper complex; sperm principal piece. Lineage: Eukaryota; Metazoa; Cnidaria; Anthozoa; Scleractinia; Merulinidae. The record is from RefSeq and is a predicted model, not a curated record.
AUGACUCUUGUUGUAGGAUGGUCAAAUAAGACUAAUGGCAGCGGGAUUUACUUUUCAACAGACAGUGGAAUUUCUUUCCAGCAACUUUAUUUUCCUACACUAAGUUUCACUGUUAUUUCUGUGCAACAUGUUGAAAUACACUGUUUGUUUCCCAUCGCAACAUUUCUGGUAAAUGCCACAGGUUAUGGCGGCCAACAAGAGAUGCUCUUUCUACAGUACAAUUUUGCAGAAGAAGUUUGGGUGAAAGAGGAAUUUAAACUUCUCAGCUUUAAUCAAGAUCUCCCAAUCUUGUUUUCCUUUAUUCCUCCAAGUACACAGUUUGUGAUUGCUUGGAGUAAGAAAAUGUUUGUUUUUGGAAGAUUGAAUGAUACAGGGAGUGUUUUCAAGUUGAAGAGACAGGACAAUCUCACUGAAUUCAUGCUUGGUGACAAUGAAACUAUAGUGUCUGUAAUAACAGGUGGAUGUCGUGAUUUUGCAGUACACUUGUCAAACAACCGGAUGUUAUAUGGAAGAGCAUUUGUUGGACAUGUGGUUGAGGUUUUUACUGGAGAAGAACCCUCUUCAAAUUUGACAGCAAUGUUUGAUGUGUUUGGGUCGUUGCUUCUGAUUACCAGUGAAGGAGAAAAUGUGAAAAGGAGAAAGCUACCACUUGAAAAUGAAGUUUUAAAUGCUGUAUAUCCACACACAUCAUGUCCGUAUCUGGAAUUCACGACUAACAUCAGUCCGGAGUUACAUUUCAUUGACAAAGGAGAUGAAACAAAGGUGUGGGCACAACUCAUGUAUCCCAGGGCUGUACCUAAUGGAAUCAUGCUGGAAAUUUCGAGUGAUGAUGUUCUCCAGAUCAGCAGUGAAGAGAACGUGGAAUAUUAUCCAGGAAUCGUGACAGUGAACAAGACAUUCACAUUCAAAUACAACCUAAGAAAUGGAACCUCCCUGCCAAAAAGUGCCUACAAAUCCACUACAGUUGCAGUGUUGCUGUUUCCAAAUGUUGGAGGAUUGACUUGUGAAAAUACACUUCAGGUGCUGCACGUGUACGUUGGGUGUCAACCAUUAACGAGUAUUGUCAUCAGGAACUGCACUUCACAAGCUGGCGAUGGACCCGCACCACUGCUAUCUGAGGUGAGAGGUCGCGAUGAAGAAUGCCGUUUGAGUGGCAGCACAUCUACAAGUUUUAAGUUGGUGGUGGAUCUGUAUGAAGGAGAUAGGUUUGUACAAGAGGUGCACACAGACUAUGUAGUGUGGGAAGAAACAGGAAGAACGGACUAUGGCUACACCGCAACUAUGAGUGAGGCCGGGUGUUUAUCUGAAGCACAGACGUGGAGGAAGCUGACAGGCAAUAACUCUGAAGAUUUAAACAGCAUUUGGACACAAAAUACUUAUCGAAGCUGUUUUGAGUCAGCCAACAAUGGAAAGGCAUUUGAUGGAAGCCAACCGUAUGAGAUUCUAAACUCCACAGGAAUCUCUCAGCUGGUAUUUCAGGGCUCAGGGACCUUUCAGUUUCAGCUCAGAGUUGUUGGUACUCAUUUGAGUUUCUGUCAGCUGACCACUCGUUUCUCAUUGGACGUGUCAGACACCGAAGGCAAAGAUUACUUACCGCAGCUUGUGUCGGUUGUUGUGGUGACGCUUGGUAGUACUGUGCUGCUUUACAUCAGCUUUAAACACUAUACCAAGAAAACACUGAACAGACACAUGGAGGAUGAGGAGGAACAAAAAAGACUAGUGGAACUCAAGUAAGUCAUGAUCUGUACAAUCAAUAGGCAGGCGAUGUACUUGAUUACGUUUGUUUCCCUGUGUGCCUCUGGUUUCUUGUUUUCUCCCGCUUGCUAGCUAUUUGCUACAUCUCUUUUUGUUCAAGUUCCGCGAGGUUUAUAGCAUUUUUUUACGGUGUCCAUAGUGGUUUAUUUGGUGGAUCUUUUUUAAUUCUUUAUAGUGCAAUAAUUGACAACUUGUUAUUAUCAAAAACACAAGUUGACGUCAGUUUUUCAUGCGUCUGUCCUGUUAUUGACAAUGAAUUUCGUCAUAACAUUGUCCCAGGGGGGUACUCCGAAUUUCAAGUGACAGGGAUGAUCUAAGGAGUGUCUCGGGUAGGAAAAUUUCGACAAGUAUUUUUUUUCUUCAGUUAAGUUAUCUGCUAUAGUGACUUCAGAUAGCACACGAACGCCUUCCUUCAGGCCAUCUUGCGUCACUCUUCAGUAGCGGAAGCAUUCAUGAGUUUUGUUUUUUAGUUACUGUUUGCCUGCACAGUCAUACGUGCGGACAGUUUUUUCAUCAAUUCGCCCUGGAAUGAUAUUAGAAUAUAUUUUAUGCCGUGAACAAAGUCAUGACGGAUGCAACAUAGUUUAUCAAGCAUGACAAUCAUUUAUCUAAUAAUAAUUUGUAAAUAACUUUGUUGGGUUGUUCGUAAUGUUCUUGCCCAGGGUGGUCUUGUUUAGAGUUGUCAUUAUGUAUGAUGUUAUUGUUGUAACAGAAUAUUUUCUUGGGUGUCUCAAGUGUUGUUACAAUGGCCACCAGGUUCUCACUCGAGACGGUGUGAUGAAUAAACAAACACAAACGUGCCAUUACUAAUGUUUCUAUUUUUCGUGUUGUAUCA